GAUUCGACCGCGAUGUUUGCGUCCACGGCGUCGAAACCUGUCUUCACACUCUGUGCCUUCUUCCUACUCCUUUCCGCUCAGGUUGCACAGGCAGCAAACUCCUUUGCUGGGUCCAGCCUGUAUUAUGCGGCCGGCCUAAACGAGGACGACAGAACGACCCUACUAAAAGGGCUGCAAGGCGCUGGUCUGAAGGUGCUGCGUGUGUGGAUUGGCGGCCAAUCCGGCAGCCAAAAGGGAACCAAACUUAACGCCUUCAACGACCUCGAGCCCAACACUCCUUGCAACGGAACUGCCUCUUGCUACGAUGACACGGUGCUCGAACGUCUUGACGAUUUCAUGGUGGCGGCCAACUCCUACGGAGUCAAGCUUCUGAUCUCCAUGCAUAGUUUUAAUGCUCUGCAGGGUAACGACCCUUACGGAAAGAAGUACGGCAAAGAAAAUUUCUACUCGGACGCCGAGGCGCAGACCGUCUUCGACGCUCGUCUCGAGCAUAUCCUGAACCAUAACCACACUUCGCUCAACAAGCCCUGGAAGGAGUUAAAGGACUACAUCUUUGGAUUUGAAGCUGAGAACGAAGCCAUGAUUGGAGAUGGUGAAUCCUUCGUCCAGGCUCACCAGCAAUGGCAGUGCGACCGUGCCGGGACGAUCAAGGGUCAGCUCGGCAACGACAGCGGGAUUCUUGUUAUGACUGGCGGAGAGUCGUGGCUGUCCGAGUCUGUCCAGCCUGGAUUUUUGACCUGCGAUGCAUUGGACGUCAUCUCGAUCCAUACCUACCGUACCGAAGAUCUCUCCACGGACGUCUUGAAGCCGUACGUUUCGCAAGCACAGGCCGCUGGCAAGAUGCUGAUCCUAGAAGAAUGGGGUGCAUGCUACUUUGACACUUCGAACAACGAUUGCCCAACGGGAAAUGCCCUGCCUGCGGACACGCGCAGCGGCAACAUCAUCAACUGGGCCGAGCAAAUCGACAACGCGGGGCUUCCUUGGCUGUACUGGCAGGUUCUCCCGAACGCUGACCCUCACGGUGACUUCGACUACGAGAUCGGUCUUGAUGGCAGUGACCCGGCGGCUUGGAGCGCCCUUCAGCAGGCCGCGAAAUCGGCCGCAAACGCUACAGCGGCGUUCGACUUCUCGGCUUACUUGCUGUGAGGCGUUCAAGUGUCGACGAAAGGCGGGUUGCUGCGUAUAUUUCUCAGCGGUGCAGCACGCAAUGUGGUGACUACACUAGUCCCUGACUCCCCCACACUCGUUUCCCUCGUAUUUCUCCGACUACCGACACCGCUCACUCUCGUUGCCCUCGUAUUUCUCUGGCUAUCGACAUCGCUUGUUCGUCGAAAAUUACAGCAAUGCAUUCUAAUAUAGAGGUUCUCCCUAU
Messenger RNA from Rhodofomes roseus, 1372 nucleotides. RefSeq names its product glycoside hydrolase. The transcript has 9 exons. The record is from RefSeq and is a predicted model, not a curated record. Gene Ontology annotation, molecular function: hydrolase activity, hydrolyzing O-glycosyl compounds. The coding region runs from base 13 to 1146 and encodes 377 amino acids. Lineage: Eukaryota; Fungi; Basidiomycota; Agaricomycetes; Polyporales; Fomitopsidaceae.